AUGGCAGCAGACCGACAUAGCUCCAAGCUCGAGCCCCAAAAACCGGCACUAAAACUGCACGGCUCCAAAGCCGGAGAUAUCUACACAUCAAGACAGAGAAUCGUUCCAGCUUCAUUUCAAUACCACACAAGAGGCCAACAAUGCACCGGGAGCACCGAAACCGAAACACCCGGCCUUCCUGCCUCCAUAAAUCAGCGGCAUGUGAGCAAGACGUGGCAGCCGACAAACACCCAGAAAUCACAAGACAGAGACGCUUACGCUCAUGAAGAGUGA
Messenger RNA from Pelobates cultripes (western spadefoot toad), 273 nucleotides. The record is from the annotation of a GenBank genome assembly. Lineage: Eukaryota; Metazoa; Chordata; Amphibia; Anura; Pelobatidae.